UGAGAAAAGAUUUGCAUGCACGUAGUAUCUAUCUUAUAGAGUACCCUGGCUAUAUUGAUUGAACCUAACGUACUGAAAGACGAUUUGAAGUUUAAAAGAAGAGAUAAUCUAACUAUUGGAAGGAUAACAAAACGUCCUGGUUAAUUAAGAAGAAACGUAAAUUGAGAACACAAAACACACAGGGCAUUAUAUAUUGCACAGUAGGUUUCACGCGUAUGAGUUAAGAUUCAUUUGUAACUUUAUGUGUUAAAAUUGCCUGUACAGUUCAGUGGCUUUCAAACGUUUCAUUAUUAUUUAUGGAUAUAGAGUGAAGUGGAAAUAGAUAAAUCGGUUUAAUAUGCCACAGUGUGAAAAAGUGAUUAUAUUUUUCUUCUGGAUAUGGGCUGCUAUAUUGGAUAUUAAUUUUGCGAAUGAGGGAAUAUGUACACUGGUUUUGAAUGCAGAUGGUGAUUCUGAGCAGAUAGAAAUGAGGAGCAGGAACAUUACUGGUUUCUCAACACCGAGUUCGACAGUAUCGUUAUCCCGAGAACCAUGUGUCAACAAUUCCACCAUACAACUGACCAUCUUACCAGAAGAUAUUAAAGCGUUGAUAUUUCCGGAAAAGACCAAGGCUGAGUUGACGCUGGAUUUCCGCUACAGACUCGCGUUUUUCCGCAACUCCAGUCGCCUACAGACAUUACAGCGGUCCGUGCUGCUGACCAGGUCAAAAGAGUUUAAACAACUGAAUUGCUGGCUGCCAAUAUCAGUCCCCGAUCAUCUCCAUAUUGCCAUCAAUGUCAAGGCUGUCGGAGACGAAUACAACACAGUUGCCAGUUCAACAUUGGAUGUUGCUGACAAAGACAUCAACACUUGCAAAGAGGGAUGCCAGCCUAGUGACAUAAUGUUCAACCCAUCCUACCUGUGCUCGAAAAAUGGAACAUUUCAUCUCAAGCCGUCGGCACGAGUAUUACGCGUAACAUUUUCACCAUUAGGCAAAGGUCGAACUACACUUAAACACUGGUCAGUUACCAAUUCAAGCAUAUCAUUUCAUUUUAACGACAAAUACAAUGGUGUUGGAAGGCUUGAGGUCUCAUAUAGAGAACUAAAGCGAGACUUCUACUGCACUUUAUACAGUGACGUCAGAAUAUUUUGUGAUCACGUGACAUCAAAACCCGACCCGCAGGAUCCAUGUGACCCGAGCCCCUGUUUGUAUGGGGGCUCCUGCACGGUUGUAGAGGCUCGCUACAAUUGCACGUGCAUACAUCCGUAUCACGGUCGACGUUGUGAGAACGAUACCGAAUCCUUCGGGACCUUUGUGAUAUUUGGCGUCAUCAUGAUGACGUGUUUAACGGCCAUUGUCGUUCUCAUCAUAGUUGUUGUGCAGAAACUAAGGGUACUCCAAGAAGCGUGUUGCAACAGCAGAGAUGGCAAUUUCCAAGAACGUCGCCGCCUUUCCAUUACUCCCCUAGGACACCUGAAGACAGAUGAGAUCAUUAGAAACUCCAUCCUUAAGAAACACAAACCUGUCUCUGAUCCCGAGGGACAAUCAUUGCGUGGUCAUAGAAACGGAACUUCCGGUGAACACGAGACCAGCUUCCAAAGGAAUUCCACACGCAAGAGUUCACACAACAGGUUAGGAAGUGGCUCCUCCUGGACGUCCAGCAUUCGAUCACAAACAAGCUCAGGGUUACAAUCGAAGGCAUCCAGUGGUAAAAAGCUUCAACGAAGCGUUACACAGGCUAUGUUACAGGACCUGGACGAGAGCAAGUUCUCGAUUUUAUUGCUGACUCUCCCCUUUGACCAGUACACCCGAGACGUUACCGAACUUCUGCGGAACGUUUUGUCUAUUGAGGGUGGAAUUCCAAGCCAGUGCUGCUUCGAUCCCGAUGUUUUGAGCGAUUAUCAGACCAAUAGAUACGCUUGUAUUGAAGAGAUAACUGGUAAUACAAACAAAAUUCUGGUAUUUGUGUUUCUUACUACUCUGAGUUAUGGUACUAAAGAAGAAAAACUAAUACAUGAUUUGUUAAACCACUGUCUCUUAAAACAGAGAAUCAUUCCUCAAUGCAAGGUUGUUUUUCUUCACCUAACGGAUGACGAUAGCAAGCUAGACACAAGAUACCAUGGCCAGCAUAUUCAUCUGAAGCAUGAAAAUGCUUAUCAGAAAUUUCUCUCUGUGAUUUUACAGGAAUGUGGCAUAACUGUAGAUGAAAGAAUUGAGGACAAUGAAUUGCUUAAAAACAUGUUGUCGUGCAGUGCCUCAGAGCGUUUAUAUCAUUUGCUAUCUUACAAUGGCGAUAAGGAGGCAUGAGAAUUGUGGAAUAUCGUUUCUUACCUUGUUACAACUGUAUUAUGAAUGUAUUUCAAUGUCUUUCAAUAUUCUUGUGAUUAUUAUAUUCAUUCUUUGUUUGAAAAUGAAAAUACAUGUACCAUAAUUGUGAUAGCAUAAUGUGUUUGCAUUUAAUACUGACAAUCAAAAAUGACUUAUUCUACUGUGUUCAAGAAAAAUAAGAAUUAUGGACACACCAUUCUGUAAAUAUGUAUGUCCUUCAAAUUGAACUGUGUGUUUAUAUAUUAUGUUUCUUACGCAACAUCACAUUUGGAUUCAUUUUUGAUUGUGCUCUUUUAUUUUAUAUACCUUAAAACGUGUACUACAUAACAGAAAGACGCGUACAAUAUUACCUGCAGACGCGUACACUAUUACCUAAGACGUGUACAAUAUUACCUAAGACGUGUACAAUAUUACCUAAGACGUGUACAAUAUUACUUACAGACGCGUACCAUAUAAAAAAGACGUGUACAAUGUUAUUUAAAAACGCGUACAAUGUUACAUAAGACGCGUACAUUGUUACCUAAGACGUGUAUAAUAUUACCUAAGACGCGUUCAUGUAGACGUGUACAUUGUUACCUUAAGACGUGUACAAUGUUACCUAAGACGUGUACAAUGUUACCUAAGACGUGUACAAUGUUACCUAAGACGUGUACAAUGUUACCUAAGACGUGUACACUGUUACCUAAGACGUGUACAAUGUUACCUAAGACGUGUACACUGUUACCUUAAGACGUGUACAAUGUUACCUAAGACGUGUACAAUGUUACCUAAGACGUGUACACUGUUACUUUAAGACGUGUACAAUGUUACCUAAGACGUGUACACUGUUACCUUAAGACGUGUACAAUGUUACCUAAGACGUGUACAAUGUUACCUAAGACGUGUACAAUGUUACCUAAGACGUGUACAAUGUUACCUAAGACGUGUACAAUGUUACCUAAGACGCGUACAAUGUUAUUUAAAGACGCGUACAAUGUUACCUUAAGACGUGUACAAUGUUACCUAAGACGUGUACAAUGUUACCUAAAGACGUGUACAAUGUUACCUAAGACGUGUACAAUGUUAACUAAGACGUGUACAAUGUUACCUAAGACGUGUACAAUGUUACCUAAGACGUGUACAAUAUUACCUAAGACGUGUACAAUGUUACCUAAAGACGCGUAAAAUUUUAUCUUAAGACGCGUACA
Mya arenaria is the source of this 3495-nucleotide messenger RNA. RefSeq lists its product as uncharacterized. Lineage: Eukaryota; Metazoa; Mollusca; Bivalvia; Myida; Myidae. The record is from RefSeq and is a predicted model, not a curated record. The coding region runs from base 338 to 2287 and encodes 649 amino acids. The transcript is spliced from 14 exons.